Sesamum indicum (sesame) is the source of this 1088-nucleotide messenger RNA. Its product is annotated as CASP-like protein 5C1. Gene Ontology annotation, cellular component: membrane. The record is from RefSeq and is a predicted model, not a curated record. NCBI's taxonomy places the organism in Eukaryota, Viridiplantae, Streptophyta, Magnoliopsida, Lamiales, Pedaliaceae.
UUCAUUUUUUUUCAAUGUUUUCGUUUAUGCAUGAAAUAAGCCAUAAGCUGAGUGCAAAUGAAAAAUGUCAUUUUUACUACCAAUCCAGCAUUAAGACAAAAAUGGAGAGAAGAGAGCAAGAAUCUUCUUGGAACCACCACCUUAUUUCCGCCGUAACCACCACCGUUUCUUUUUCCAUUUCCGACAAACUAAUUUCCCAUUUCAUCUCACCCCAAGACAGAGCCGUCACUCAAAAUUUCUCCUUCGAAAAACCGGAAGAAAAUUCACCUACUUUUUCCUUUGCCCUUUAAAAUCUUUCGGUGGGAAACGUGGCAGCGGCUGGGGGGAGAAUUGAAUGACUAUGACGGAGCUGUGUGAUCAUCACUACAGGCGUACAAGACUUGUUUUCGUACAAGCAAAGGGAGAGUCUUGUGUGCGGUGGAUGGUAUGGGGGAAUUGCCUGGUGCUCUGGGGACUACUGGGAGCUUGGGUUUGAGAUUGGGGCAGGCAAUUCUUGCUGUUUCUUCAUUGCUCUUCAUGUGUAUGGGUGUUGACUUCUACAGCUUCACUGCAUAUUGCUUCUUGAUUACGGCUAUGGGCUUGGUGGUUCCAUGGAGCUCAACAUUGGCACUUGUGGAUGCAUUCUCUAUUUGCGUCAAACAUCCAGUUCGUCCACCUGGGAUACUUUCAAUUGUCAUCGUUGGAGAUUGGGUUCUUUCACUUUUGUCCCUGGCUGCUUCUACCUCGGCUGCUAGCGUGACUGAGCUUUUGCUUUCGUCUAGAGACCCUUUCUGCAUGGGAAAUAUGUGCAUUAGAUAUCAACUGGCUGCUGCUAUGGCUUUCUUGUCCUGGUGUCUGCUGUUCUCCUCGCUGCUCUUCAAUCUCUGGCUUCUUCCUUCUGUGUAGUUCAUCUGUACGCCCAAUUUAUGCCAUUGGGCUUGUGUAGAAGUGAUUGGGAAAUCCUGAGAAGAUUGUGUAUUGCAUGCAUCUCUUUAGUAUCCCAAUUGUAUAGCUAACAUGCUCUUGCCCCAUGAAACUUUGUAAUAAAUAAGGCAAAAGUGGAAGUGAAUUAGACUGCAAAUGCACUUAUUAUGCGAUCUGUUACUUUU